UCGAAAAACUUCUGAAACACUUUCCAUUUCGCAGCCGAACGAAUCGCGAUACGAAGCAGAGAGCUCUGUUGAAGCUUGCACUCUAAUGAAGCUCGACAAUGGCGCUAAUUUCCGCUAGAACCAAGAUUUCCAGGGUCCUCUCUACUCUCUCUCAUAAGAAUUUCCUUUCUAGGUCUCCGUUUUUCUCCAAUGGAGUCCAGCCGGUUGAUCGUCUCCACCCGCUGGGAGGGUUCGGGCGUUCAUUUGCAUCCUCUGCUGUUGCUUCCGUGGAGCACGACGCCCUAGGUUCCAGAGCUAUGGGCUUUGAAAUCUUGGGUGUUAAGGAUUACGAGGACUAUCGGAGGUCUCUCUAUGGCGAAAUCACUCACAAGGCUUUGCUUGUUGAUGCUGUUGGCACUCUUGUUGUUCCUUCUCAGCCCAUGGCUCAGAUAUAUAGGGAAAUAGGUGAGAAGUAUGGUGUGAACUACUCGGAAGGGGAGAUUCUUAAUCGAUACAGAAGGGCUUACGAGAAGCCUUGGGGAGGAUCUCGCCUCAGAUAUGUGAGUGACGGGAAACCCUUUUGGCAAUAUAUCGUCAGUUCUUCCACGGGCUGUUCAGAUUCUCAGUACUUUGAAGAACUGUACAAUUACUAUACGACUAAUAAGGCUUGGCACCUUUGUGAUCCUGAUGCUGAGAGAGUCUUUAAAGCUCUUAGACAAGCAGGUGUAAAGAUAGCUAUUGUGUCAAACUUCGACACUCGGUUAAGGCCUCUUUUGCGGGCUUUGAAAUGUGAUCACUGGUUUGACGCUGUAGCAGUGUCAGCUGAAGUUGAAGCUGAGAAGCCUAAUCCGACUAUAUUCCUAAAAGCCUGUGAAUUGUUGGGAGUGAGACCUGAGGAAGCCUUACAUGUUGGGGAUGAUCGUAGAAAUGACGUAUGGGGCGCAAGAGAUGCCGGUUGUGAUGCAUGGCUUUGGGGAAGUGAUGUACACUCCUUCAAAGAGGUUGCAGAGAGGAUAGGAGUGAAAGUGUGAAGGGGAUUUUGAAGUUGUUGGGUUUUCAUGGAAGGUCUCUGAAUGUACAGGUUUUAGCACAGAGAGCGCAGGUGUUUGUAUAUACUGUGUGGCGUGUUUAGUUUGUAGUUUGUAGUUCGUAGUUUGUACCGAGCGCACUUACUCGACAUUGUCGCUUAAGUGUGAACGGUCUUUAUGAUGUAUGCAUUGAACUGUUUGGACUGAAAAGGCUUCCACAUCUUUCUCUUUUCUAUGCUUAUUCACUAUAUCAGUACCAUUA
Molecule: messenger RNA, 1269 nt
Organism: Cucurbita moschata (crookneck pumpkin)
Lineage: Eukaryota; Viridiplantae; Streptophyta; Magnoliopsida; Cucurbitales; Cucurbitaceae
Product: haloacid dehalogenase-like hydrolase domain-containing protein 3
Exons: 6
Coding region: 99-1010 (303 amino acids)
Source: RefSeq, a predicted model, not a curated record